AACUUUUUUUUUUUUUACAUUUGUAACAGCUUCAUUAGAAAUCCUUGUAUUUAACUGGAGUCGUCACACCCAAAGAAGGUUGACAACUACUAAUCUGAAGUCUUAAAAACAACAAACAGGAAUCACAAGUGUGAACAUGUCUGGUGAAGAUGCCCCAACUCAGCAGCAGCCUGAGCAGGAGCAGCAGAAGCCGGAUCAGGCUCCACCAGGUUCCCCCGAGGAGUCUGGGAGCAGCCCCGGAGCUACAGCCGCAAAGGAGGAGGUGGAGGCGCACAAGACCUUCCCCUGCAGGGCUCUGGUCCUGACGGGGUACGGGGGUUACGACAAAGUCAAGCUGCAGGUGAAAACGCAGAAAAAACCGCAGCUGAAAGCGGGUGAAAUCCUGGUGCGCGUCAAGGCGUGCGGGCUGAACUUCGCCGAGCUCCUGGGGAGGCAGGGUCUGUACGAUCUGCUGCCCUCCCCACCGGUCAUCAUGGGAAUGGAGGGCUCCGGGGUCAUCGAAGCAGUCGGGGAUGAUAUCAAGGAUAAAAAAGUUGGAGAUCGUGUCAUCGUGCUGAACCGCAGUGGGAUGUGGCAGGAGGUGGUGGUGGUCCGUACUGAGCGUGCUUUCAUCAUGCCAGACCAAAUGAGCUUCGAAGAGGGUGCUGCUCUCCCCAUUAACUACCUGACUGCGUACAUGAUGCUGUUUGAGAUGGCUAACGUGAGGCCAGGCAAGAGUGUCCUCAUCCACAUGGCAGCAGGUGGUGUGGGUAUUGCUGCUACCCAGCUGUGUCAGACUGUGCAGGAUGUAACCGUUUUUGGCACAGCGUCUGCAGCCAAACAUGAAACCAUCAGCCAGGGCGGUGUGACGCACCCCAUCGACUACCGCACCAAAGACUAUGUAGAGGAAAUCCGUAAAAUCAGCCCCAAGGGAGUGGAUGUCGUCCUUGAUCCACUUGGAGGUUCAGACACCCAGAAAGGCUUUAGCUUGUUGAAACCUUUGGGCACACUCAUAGUGUUCGGUGCGGCCAAUUGUGUGACCGGCCAGAAGAAGAACCUGUUGGCCAUGGCGAAGACCUGGUACAACCAGCUCUCGCUCGGAACCAUGAAACUGAUGCAAGCCAAUAAGGCCGUCUGCGGCUUCCACCUGGGAUACCUGUCGGACGAGGAGCUCAUCUCCAAGGCUAUGGUCAAGCUGCUGGAGCUCUACAGUCAAGGAAAGAUCAAGCCACGCAUUGACUCAAGUUUCCGCUUCGAGGAGGUAACUGAUGCCAUGAGACGCAUGCAUGAACGCCAAAAUAUCGGCAAGGUCAUCCUUCUUCCUGAACCUAAAAAGGAGGAAGAAAAGCCAAAACCUGAGCCAGGAGAAAAUGUGGGAAAAACUGAAGCUGGUGCCAAAGAAAAUAAAGAAGAAACCACAAAGGAAGUUAAAGCAGAAGAGGCUUGAGUAAGAGUUGUUAAAUGAGUUGUAUUUUCAAACACUUCCCCAACAAAUUUCCCUGUUUGUCAAAAAAAAAAAAAAAAAAAAAAAAACAAUUCAGAGAAAGAAAGCAAAGUGAGGAAUCCUUCGAUUUUUGUCAGUAUUUUUGAAAGAUUUGUUGUGCAAUAUGUGUACAGUGCAGUGUUAUGGAACAUGUGUUUUAAAUAAAAUUAACUGUAUUCUCUAACAUUUCCAACUGCAAUCAAUCAUGACGACAUCAGUUCCAUGAGUUUUAUGUGAUUACAGCUUUGAAGUGAAGAUUUAGCAGCAGUUAUUGUUUCCUAGUUUGUGAUGCAACGUUGAAAUGUCUUAUUAUGAGAAGUGAGUCACAACAUUACUUCAACUCUCUGUGGAAAUCCUCGGUCAGUCAGUAUCCUGUUGUAGUUUAAUAGUAAUAUUUUCCUUCAUCCGUGUUUGAGCCAAAUUAAAAACAAUUCACCACUGCUAUAAAGCCAACUGUGAAUAACAAUUAGCGUGACUUUCUUGCCUUGGCAAACAAUAUGCUCGAUAAAACUGCUUAAUUUGUCAUGUGAAAGCAGCUUUUUCUCUACUCUGUUCAUGUUAUUCUGUAAUUUACUGCACGGGAGGGGGGUUAAACUUAAAAGAAACUGCUUUGCUUUCAUGUUACACUUGUCCUAAUUAUGCUUUUUUGUUAUACAGACGACUUAACUAUCUGUUUUUUAGUAGUAAACACAUUCGUUUUCAAGUUUUAACAGAGUAUAGCAGGGGAUUAUUUAGCUUUCAUUUUAUUCUCUAAUAUUUUCCACAGUACUUCAUCUAUUUCUGCAGAAGAAUGACCUCAAAUAGAGUCUGGUCUUAGUAACUGAAAUAUUUUGUCCAGCUGUGGGUGUAAUUCAAUGCUGUGACGCAGAAAACGCUACCGAAGCACAAGAGAGAAGAAGACUUUCCCUCCAUCCACCACCAGAGCAGCUCCUCACAUUCCUCUCUCCACCCUCUCAGUCCUGUUUCUGUCCAUUUUUUUUUCUGGACCAGAACUGGAUUUAAAGCUUUCUCUUCAACCAGUUUACUUUGGUUUGAUGCUUGAAACACACUUGUAAGAAUUUUUCACAGGGAGCAUUAUGGUAUUUACAUAUGCGACAUUCUUUCUUGGCCACUUGGACAAGUAUUGUUAAGUUUGGCCAGAGUUCCUUCUCCUAGUCUGAAGUAAGAGCUGAUGUGGAUUUCAAGCUGGAGCUGGAGUCUCACUGUGCUUGUGUGAAGUUUAUGCCUCUACAUAAGUGUUUGUGUGAUGUUAAGGUGUUUUAGGUGCAUUACAAAUACGCAGUAAUGUGUCCUAUGGAUUUCACAGAUUUGUACAAAGAAAAUAAAUAAAAAGCCCAUUUGAACUAUUAAACAGUUUAUUUCAUUACAAAUGUUUAAAUGCAUUUAACAGUUUGGAAAUAUACACCAACAACUCAAUUAUAUUCUGAUUUAACUCAUAAAUAGUCCAAAAAUAGUGUCAGUACCUGCACCAUAUGUCAUUUACAAUAUCAUUUUGACACGAACCGUGACUAAUAUUAGUAACUCAUGCAGAAAGGGACAUCUAGUGGUCAAGAAAAAACACUGCAUUUUAAAAGUAAUUAAAAUAUUUGGAAAAAAAAAAAAAAGUGAGCUGUAUUGACUGUUAUUUGUGCUGCAUUCCAUCUACAUAACAUGGAACUUCACUCAUAUUUAUGCACAAAGUUGAUAUAUUAUGUGUUUAACCCCCAAAAGCCAUGACCGAACAUAUCUAUCACUGUAAAAUAACUGAUGAAUCUCUAAUCAUAUAAUGUGGAGUUUUUUUUGUUUGUUUUUUUGUUUUUUGCCCCAUUUGGACAGUCAGAAGCUCCUUAAUUUAUGCAAACAGAUAUGUUUGACUGUUUACGUUUUACUAUAUAUAAAUAAAUACCCUGAAAAACACCCACAAUAAUAUUAAAAUGAAGGACCUUCAAUUUAAAUAAUGAAGAUAUCUGGAAGCUGAAAAUAACUUUCUCUAAUGUUCACAGUAAAAAAAAAAAAAAAAAA
This is a messenger RNA of Sphaeramia orbicularis (orbiculate cardinalfish), 3463 nucleotides long. Its product is annotated as synaptic vesicle membrane protein VAT-1 homolog. Lineage: Eukaryota; Metazoa; Chordata; Actinopteri; Kurtiformes; Apogonidae. The transcript is spliced from 6 exons. The record is from RefSeq and is a predicted model, not a curated record. Gene Ontology annotation, cellular component: mitochondrial outer membrane. The coding region runs from base 137 to 1426 and encodes 429 amino acids. Gene Ontology annotation, molecular function: oxidoreductase activity. Gene Ontology annotation, biological process: negative regulation of mitochondrial fusion.